Lycium barbarum (goji berry) is the source of this 3152-nucleotide messenger RNA. Its product is annotated as zinc finger CCCH domain-containing protein 16. NCBI's taxonomy places the organism in Eukaryota, Viridiplantae, Streptophyta, Magnoliopsida, Solanales, Solanaceae. The coding region runs from base 1330 to 2796 and encodes 488 amino acids. The transcript has 12 exons. Gene Ontology annotation, molecular function: metal ion binding. The record is from RefSeq and is a predicted model, not a curated record.
UAGGGUUCUUGAUAAACCCCUUAAACCUGCAUAUCAAGAUUCUUGAUUUUGUGUUUAAUUGCGUCCUUUAUACUUAUAACUCGUCCUUUAUUAUGGAUAAAGUAGUAAAUUUGAGUAAAAAAUAGUUCUUUUAAACAUUGUGUUUAGGAUUGAUUGGUAGGUUAAAAAAAAAAAUUGGUCUUAAUUUACAUUCACAUAUACUUUAUUAUGCACAAAUAUUUAUAGGGUUCUUGAUAAACCCCUUAAACCUGCAUAUCAAGAUUCUUGAUUUUGUGUUUAUUGCUUCCCUAAUGUUUAUAACUUGUCCUUUAUUAUGGAUAAAGUAGUAAAUUAAGUAAAGUUAGUUCCUUUUGAACAUUGUGCUUAGGAAAAAUAAAAAUAAAAAUUGGGCUUAAUUUACAUUCACAUAUACUUUGUUAUGCACAAAUAUUCAUAGUGUUCUUGGUAAACCCCUGCAUAUCAAGAUUCUUGACUUUGUGUUUUAUUGCUUCCGUUAAUACUUAUAACUUGUCAGUAUGUAUAAAGUAGUAAAUUUGAAUAAAGUUAGUUCCUUUGAACAUUGUGUUGGAGGGGAAGGUAAAAUUUAUUUUGGGCUUAAUUUACAUUCAUUUAUUUAGUAUGCACAAAUAUUUAUAGGGUUCUUGAUAAACCCCUGAAAAGUUCAUGUCAAGAUUCUUGAUUUUGUGUUUUAUUGCUUCCUUAAUACUUAUAACUUGUCCUUAGUAUGUAUAAAGGAUUAGGUUUGAGUAAAUAUUAGUUCUUUUGAACAUUGUAUUGGAGGGUACCUGAAUUGAGAAUGAAUUUAGAGGAUUCAUAUUGCUGACUGGUUGUUUUGGAUUAAUGGGUAGUUGAUUGAUUGUUGUAUGGUCAUUGCUAGGAGUGGCAAGCGGGCGGGUCGUAUUGGAUAUGGGCGGGUCGAAAAUGGGUUAAAUAAAGACGGAUAAAAUAUCCGACCCAACCAUAUUUGACACAGAUAAAAUAUCCAUGGUCAUGGUCUUCAUCAAAAAAUUAAAUAUCCAUGGUGAGAACACAAGCUAUAAGCCAAAAUAAGCAAAGACUCCCAGAAGGCAAGAACUCGUGAAAAAUAUCAAGCAGACAAAUUAGUAUUGAUAACCAUAUUAUCCAUCUGGAUUUCCUUUUUUUAGUGGAUAAUGUGGAUAAUAUUCAUAUUUAAUCCAUUUUAAAUGGUCAGUUAUCCAACCCAUAUUUAAUGGGCCGGAUUGGAUGGUUACUUGUUUUUUAACCAGUUUCCCUAAUCAUAGCUAGUAAAGCUCUAAGCUCCAAUACCCAAGUGUGUGGCCUAGUGAUCAAUGAAGUGGGUUGAGAAUCAUGAGGUGUCAGGUUCAAAUCCCCAGCGAAGAGGAGGUGGCGGUGUAUCGGAAUCUCAGGCGAGUGGGUCCCAUGGUGGCGAUGAUCGGCAUGAUACAAGGAGCCAUCAUUCAUAGCAAAUUCAAGUUCAUCCAUUCUUUCCAACUUGUGUUUUGUAAGUUUGGAUGUUUAAAGAGCUGUCAAUAUGGUGAACGUUGUAAAUUUCAACAUGCUGCCCCUCAACAACCGAAGCCAAAUCCAUUUGGGUUUGGCAGCCAAUCCACUAAUUUUCAGAGUACAAAUAUGCAGCAAACAAAGUCCAACCCUUUUGGUUUUGGUGUUCAGAGCAACUCCCAGCCAAGAGGGUCCAAUGAUUUGGUGCUCAAACAGAAUCAAUACAAGCCUUUUGAAAACAAGUGGACUCGUUCUGCAAGUACCAACAGUUCUUCAUCGCGGCCAACUGAUAAUCAGCCUGUUGCAUCUAAUCACACCUGCACGGAUCCCGAGUCAUGCAGACGUCAGAUUGUGGAAGAUUUUAAUAAUGAGAAGCCAAUGUGGUUGCUUACCUGCUAUGGUCAUCGUAAAAAUUUUGGUCCAUGUGAUAUUACCGGCGAUGUUAGCUAUGAAGAGCUGCGAGCAGCAGCAUAUGAUGAUGCAAAACGUGGACAGAGCUUGACUUCUAUUGAAAAAGGUUCAAAUUUGCUCCUGAACUAUACACUAUCUGACACUUUUGCCAUCGGUUAUACUUCGCCAACAAAAAGACACGCCAUUAAAAAAGUUGAGAGAGAGAGGAGCCUGGUUAAUUCUAAAGUAGCUGAAUUUGAAAAUCUAUUGCGAAAUCCUUAUGCAUCUCAAUCGACUUCUGCUGCUAAUGCUCAAAGUCCUUUUCCUGGUUCUGCACCAAGUGCCUCGUUGAGUGCUCAAAGUCCUUUUCCUGGUGGUGCACCAAGUGCCUCGUUGAGUGCUCAAAGUCCUUUUCCUGGUGCUGUUCCGAAUGCCUCGUUGAGCGCUCAAAGCAGUUUUCCUCCUUCAGCCUCGAGUUUUAGUCAGUUGGGAGCCAUACUGAAUACAGGGGCAUCUACUCCACCAACUAAUAGUAUAUUUGGGCAACCCAGUCCCCUUGGGAACUCUUUUAAGGCAUCAAGUUCUUCUGGGGCGGCGAAUGCCUUUUCAUUCGGGAAUACAUCAGGCUCCUUUGGCUUCGGAAGCCAAGUCCCGACCCAGUCACAACAGAAUCCUUCCAUUCCAAGCAAUAACUUAUUUUCCACCUCGACAUCGCUGCAUGUUCCUAAUCCAUCUGGUGGCCAACUUCCUACUCCUUCUCAGGGACUUUUUGCUGCUUCAGUUACGGCAGCCCCUGCCAGUAUCAACUUGACGAGUGGUGCAUCAACAGAAGAGUUCAGUGGUGAUAACAGCAUUUGGACAAAGAAUGAAUGGAAAAUUGGGGAGAUUCCAGAAGAGGCACCCCCAGACAGAUAUGUUUAUUAGGAAUGCUUCUGGCACCUGACUAUUAAAGGUUGUCAGUUCAAAUCAGAUACAGAAGAAACUUCCUUUUCGUGACAUGGUUCAUCGACAUAUCAGCAGGAAAUUUUGGGCAUUUGAUUAAGUUCCUAGGUAGUUAUGCUAGUGAAAAAAGGGUUUACAAUAUCUUUACCUUUUAUACAGUUUCAAAGAGGGGUUAAAUGUAGUUUUCUUCAGCUAUUUAAAGAGUUGUAAUGUGAUCAAGUCGUUAGCUUGUACAUACUAUACUGCUUUUUGUAUGGAAAGAAAAUGAAGUAGUCAAAUAUAUUUGUUGGCAAUUAAAAAAAAAAACUGAUAAGAUGAGCCAAAAGAUUUCUUUACGC